Sorghum bicolor (sorghum) is the source of this 1307-nucleotide messenger RNA. Its product is annotated as keratin, type I cytoskeletal 9. The record is from RefSeq and is a predicted model, not a curated record. The coding region runs from base 296 to 1015 and encodes 239 amino acids. NCBI's taxonomy places the organism in Eukaryota, Viridiplantae, Streptophyta, Magnoliopsida, Poales, Poaceae. The transcript has a single exon.
CCUAGCUGCUUAUUACGCCCCUUGGGAGUAUACUGCUAUUUGGCUUAUCUCCGGUACGAACGCGCAUGCAUGCUCCAACCCAAAGCCUCUUCUUUUCCUCUCUCUCUCCCUUUUCACUUUUUUUUUUACUGCUUGCAUAUCUCCGGUCUCCAAAUAUCUAUCUUUAGCUAUAGCUGUAAGUACGUGUGUAUGUAGAUCAAAUGAACGCCUGCAAGCAGAAACAUUAGCAGUGUUGUUUCAAAUUCCUGUGUUACUAGUAUCCUCUCGCUCAUCAUCUUGAUCGACUCUCUUAUAUAUGUUGUACGUACAUGCAUGCAUGUCUGCUGUGGGUACCAGGGAUCGACGAUGUGGAACAGCAGAUCGAACUUCGCCGGCGGGCAGGACAACGGCAGCGACCGGCGGCGGGAAGAAACGCGGGUCCUCGAGGCUGAAGAAGAGCAGCGGCAGCAAGAAAGACGCCGACGCUGCCGCCGAGGACGACUACCCCAGGUACGGCACCAACAACACCAGCGGCGGUGGUGGCAAAGACGAGGCCGGCGGCGACAACCGCUACAACCACAUGAACAGCAACGGCGUCGGUACCGACGACGACUACAACGGCGGUGGCAACCACCACCACUACAGCGGCGGCGGCGUAGUGGGCUCCCCCUACUACGGCGGCGGCGGCGCAGGCGGAUACGGCAACAGCUCUCCCUACUACGGCGGUGGCGGAUACGGCAACAGCUCUCCCUACGGCGGCGGAUACGGCAACAGCGCUCCCCACGGCACCGGCGGCGACGCACCGCCGUACAACAACGCUCCGCCCGCCUUCUGGGCUCCCCAGGACGGUGCGAGGUCGCCGUUGUACAUCAACACCAGGGCGGUGCACGUGUACGGCGCUCCUGGUGGUGGGUACGACAACGAUAGCAACAACGACGACCACCAGAGGAGGAGAGGCGGCGGGUUCUUCGGCCCGGCGUUCCAAGCCGUCGGCCACUUCUUCGACCGCAAGUUCGGUUUCAACGACAGGGACUGAAGCGCAUAUAUAUACACACAUACGGCCGGGGUGCCAUGCAUGUAUGCAUGCUCACGGAUCUCUCUCGACCUCGACGACAGGUCUACUAUCUGCAUCUGCGUGAAAUUACACUACACCUUCUUCUUCACCCGCGUACAGCGUACUACAUACUACCCUUAAUAAGUGUGUCAUUAAUUUUUUUUCUCGAUCGGGUGAUCAACCCGUUUUUCGUGUGUCAUUAAUUAGCUAGCUAGAGCUCACCUGGAGCCGUUUGUUGCAUCAAAAAUAAAGUAAUUAUAUAUUCCGAGUGUGC